AUGGCUCCCGCAUAUCCUAUUGUUGAUGAUGAUACUUCUACUGGUGAUUAUACAGACAUUACGACCCGUGAUUCUACAGAGGCAUUUGUUCACACUGAUAGAGCAUUCCCAGAAGGAACUAAUGACCGAUUAGUGCUCACGAAGUAUGAUAACCAUGUCACAUACAUAUUACGGCAGGGAGAUAACCGUCAGUCACUGAAGGUGACAUCCCACAGUUUAAAAAUGAAAAACUUCCCACACAGUCUGAUGCCUGAGCAGGUCAGACGUAUUUUUGCUGAUUUUGAUCUCCUGGAGUUCAUCAGUUGCUCACUGACCAUGCUUAACACUUCACUUCUGACUACUUUUAUUGAGCAAUGA
Messenger RNA from Vicia faba (fava bean), 357 nucleotides. Lineage: Eukaryota; Viridiplantae; Streptophyta; Magnoliopsida; Fabales; Fabaceae. The record is from the annotation of a GenBank genome assembly.